Paramecium primaurelia is the source of this 417-nucleotide messenger RNA. NCBI's taxonomy places the organism in Eukaryota, Ciliophora, Oligohymenophorea, Peniculida, Parameciidae. The record is from the annotation of a GenBank genome assembly.
AUGGGGUUGUAAGAUUCCUAUUGUAAUUUAUAUCCAAAAGCUUAUUAUUUAAUUUCUUAAAAAGAUUAAAAUGAUGCUUAAUUUAGUCGAUCUUAAGAUGAUGUUAUAUUUAAUAAAACUACUGGUGAUUAUAAUUUAGAUAAUCUAAUUGUUUUCUUCAAUCCUACUUAUAAUCAAGAUAUAGUUCUUCUAUUGUUAAUUGAAUUCAAUAGUGUUUCAUUCCCUUAAUCAGAAGAGAGUCAUCCUUUUUUAACUUAUAAUUAUGUCACAAAUUAUUAAUUACAUGCGGACUUAAAAACAUUUUCUUUUAAAUUAGGUGGAUUCUUCAAUCAAUCUUUAGGUGGAUGUGUUUUUUAUGAUACAUUUAACAUCAUAUUAAAUGUCUUCGGCAGCUCAAACUUGUAGUUAUAAAGAUGA